AUGGAUAGUAAAGGAGAGACGCGAGACGAUAUGAUGUUACUCGGACUCUCGGAGCCCCUUGCCUUGCUUGUUGCACGACGAUUUGCCGCGGCAAAGAAUGCUGGAUCGCUGGUCUUCUCGCAGACGGAGGUGACUUCACUGCAGUCGUCUACUGUUCCCCCCCUCGACGAAGCUGCUCUCUCCAUAUUGUCUCUGUAUGCUGACGUCGAUUGGCAGUUCCAACUCAGAUACUGCCCCGCGUUGGCUGUGAAACCGACGAACAACAGCCCUCUGCAGCCGGCGAGCACCGCUGCUUCACUUCCUGCGAAACCAAAGAAAGUUGACCCUUUCGAAAACCCCCAUACAGACCUCCUGGUGGCUCAGAUACCGGCCUCAGAUCCCACUCAUAUCCUUGUUCUCAACAAAUUUCCUGUUAUCCCAAACCAUUUCAUCCUGGCAACGAAGGUCUUUAAACCGCAGACACAUCUUCUGGAGGCCGAUGAUCUCCAUGCAGCAUUUGCAUGCCUGAAGGAAUGGGAAAAGCCGACGGGUGAGCUGCGUGGUGACGAGAAUGUGCAAGCCGCAAAGCAGCGGAAACGCCUUUUUGCCUUCUUCAAUUCUGGCGAACACAGUGGUGCAAGCCAGCCUCAUAGGCACCUGCAAUUCCUCCCCGUCGAGGACAUGCACCAAGCUGAUGAUGUAGCAAACUGGCAGCCUCUAAUCGAUGGUGGGAACCAUGCUGAGGAGAAGGAUAAUUCAGAACAAUUGCAGCAGCCAAAGCUGCCAUUUGUCACAUAUACCGCACCUUUGUCACCGAAUCCAACCCCGGAGGAGUUGCAUCGAUCGUACCUUUCUUUGUAUGCAAUGGCUGUCACCGCUGCAGCUCAGCAUUCUGAGUCACUGUUAAAUGGGAUUUCAGCAUCAAGGGCGCUGGGAACUGAGGGUGAAGCUGCAAUAAGCUACAAUCUAGCUAUGACAACGUCAAAGAUGAUGAUUUGCCCUCGCAGGAGUGAACACGCCUGGCUUCCAUUGGAACCGGAGAUGAAGAAAGGCCUGGUUGAUGAGGGGCUGGUGAAGCUUAAUGGGACCAUUCUCGCAGGAACACUCAUGGUUAAAGCUGAAGCAGAGUGGAAUACCCUCAGACAGCAGCCAUCUAUGCUAGAAAAUGUACUCAGCUCGGUUGGAAUCCCAACCUAG
Trichophyton benhamiae CBS 112371 is the source of this 1176-nucleotide messenger RNA. RefSeq lists its product as uncharacterized. Gene Ontology annotation, molecular function: ATP:ADP adenylyltransferase activity; ATP binding. NCBI's taxonomy places the organism in Eukaryota, Fungi, Ascomycota, Eurotiomycetes, Onygenales, Arthrodermataceae. The transcript is spliced from 2 exons. Bases 1 to 1176 code for a protein of 391 amino acids. The record is from RefSeq and is a predicted model, not a curated record. Gene Ontology annotation, biological process: nucleotide metabolic process.